UGUAGUUGUGACGACGCGUUUAUCUGACGCCACUUCCGGUGUAACUGCUGAGCUUCCGGGCGCGGAUUGUUUUGAAAACGACGAGAAAAGUCGCGUUUAUUUUCACGCCAGAAGACGGCUCAGUAUGGCAUCCAUCAGAGACUACAAUGUGGCGGAGCAGUUAAGCAGCAAACUGGAGGAGAUCAGGACCAAACUGCUGGAUCAGGCCAUGGGAGAAGUGCUCAAUGGAAGAGUGACAGAGCUCUGUCAGGAACACCGGCGGUACAUGAAAUCCGUCUUCGGUACUUGUUUUAAGAAAUGCAAGGGGGAUGAAACCAUUUUUGACAUGAUAAAAACAUACAAAGAAGAUUUGAAAGAGAAAACAUCUUUACAGAAAGAGAAGAGUGCUGAACAUCUUGAGGUUGUGUCGGAGAUUGAAGACAAAGAGCACCACAAAGCGCUCUUAUUUCAGAGAAUCGAGAAGCUCAAGAAGGAUCAGGCCAAAAACCGGGAAUUGAUUCAGUCACAAAAUAAAGCCAACAAGGACAGACUGAAGAAGCUGAACAAAUGUAAAGACAUCUUUCAGAAGCCCCUCAGUCUUGAGAUCAAAAAAAUCCAAGUGAUUCAGUCACAAAAUAAAGCCAACAAGGACAGACUGAAGAAGCUGAACAAAUGUAAAGACAUCUUUCAGAAGCCCCUCAGUCUUGAGAUCAAAAAAAUCCAAGGUCGGUAA
Messenger RNA from Sinocyclocheilus grahami, 712 nucleotides. RefSeq names its product kinetochore protein Spc25-like. Lineage: Eukaryota; Metazoa; Chordata; Actinopteri; Cypriniformes; Cyprinidae. The transcript has 7 exons. The coding region runs from base 125 to 712 and encodes 195 amino acids. The record is from RefSeq and is a predicted model, not a curated record.